GGAUAGAGAAACAUGGCGUCAAAAUUCCAUUUCGUCUUCUUCUCCACUCCCCCUCCUUUUUUUUUCCCAUUUUUCACAAAGCAAACUCCUUCCUUAUCUCUGUCCUUCCAGUUCCGCCACUGCUGCUCCUUACGGACGACCAGCCGCCUUCCCCUUUCCCCUCUUCUUCCCCAACCUCGACCAAUCAUUACCCAUCUCCCCAAAAACUACUUAUCUUAAGAUUCCAUUUCUAUCCCACAAUUGUUUUUCCUGUUUUCACAGACGCCAUUGUUCUGCUCACUUCGAAGCAUACUUGUGCCAACCAUUUUGCUUUUAAAUAUCAUCCAAUCUCUUAAUUUCAUGGUGUCCCUCCUUGGCGGAUUGAUGUUUUAUCUUUUUCACCAGGUAAUUGAUGAACGGAAGAUUGAGGAUGAACCACUGUGUUCCUGAUUUUGAAAUGGCCGACGAUUUCUCUCUCCCAACAUUCUCUAGUUUAACCAGGCCGAGAAAAUCGUCUUUGCCGGAUGACGACGUGGUGGAGCUGCUAUGGCAGAACGGCCAAGUGGUGACGCAUAGCCAGAACCAGAGGUCGCUUCGUAAAUCUCCGCCGUCUAAAUUCGACGUUUCGAUUCCGCAAGAACAGGCGGCGACGAGAGAGAUCCGGCCGUCGUCUCAAUUGGAGGAGCAUCAUGAACUUUUUAUGCAAGAAGAUGAAAUGGCCUCUUGGCUCAAUUAUCCUCUCGUUGAGGAUCAUAACUUCUGCUCCGACCUCCUCUUCCCCGCCAUCACUGCUCCUCUUUGCGCCAAUCCUCAACCAGACCUCCGACCUUCUGCGACGGCGACGCUCACUCUUACGCCGCGGCCGCCGAUUCCGCCCUGUCGGAGGCCUGAAGUGCAGACAUCUGUGCAGUUCUCCAGGAACAAGGCAACGGUCGAAUCUGAGCCAUCUAAUUCAAAGGUCAUGGUCAGGGAAUCAACGGUGGUUGAUUCUUGCGACACGCCGUCUGUGGGGCCGGAAUCUAGGGCUUCGCAGAUGGCAAGGAGGAAGCUGGUGGAGGUGGUGAAUGGCGGCGGUGUGCGGUAUGAGAUUGCUCGCGGCAGCGAUGGAGUCAGAGGUCCAUCGGUAGGUGGCGACGGCACCGGAGAGAAAGAAAUGAUGACUUGUGAAAUGUCUGUCACUUCUUCCCCCGGUGGCUCUAGCGCCAGCGCCGAACCUGCUUGCCCGAAACUAGCUGUAGAUGACCGGAAGCGGAAAGGAAGAGCUCUCGACGAUACUGAGUGUCAAAGCGAGGACAUUGAGUACGAAUCUGCUGAUCCAAAGAAACAAUUGCGGGGGUCGACGUCAACGAAGCGAUCUCGUGCUGCUGAGGUUCACAACCUCUCGGAGAGGAGACGUCGCGAUCGGAUAAACGAGAAGAUGAAGGCUUUACAGGAACUCAUCCCUCGAUGCAACAAGACCGAUAAGGCUUCGAUGUUGGAUGAAGCGAUUGAGUACUUGAAGACGCUUCAGUUGCAAGUGCAGAUGAUGUCGAUGGGAUGUGGAAUGAUGCCGAUGAUGUUCCCGGGUGUUCAGCAAUACUUGCCACCUCCAAUGGGGAUGGGAAUGGGCAUGGGAAUGGAAAUGGGCAUGAACAGACCAAUGAUGCAAUUUCAUAAUCUCCUGGCAGGUUCAAACUUGCCAAUGCAAGCUGGAGCCACGGCAGCAGCUCAUUUAGGCCCGAGAUUCCCUCUCCCUCCCUUUGCAGUGCCUCCUGUUCCUGGUAAUGAUCCAUCCCGAGCUCACGCAAUGAGUAAUCAACCAGGUCCGAUGGCUAACUCAGUUGGAACACAAAAUACAACCCCACCUUCAGUCUUGGGGUUUCCUGAUUCUUAUCAGCAGUUUCUUAGCCCGACACAGAUGCAGUUUCAUAUGACACAACCUCUACAGAAUCAGCACCCGGUUCAACCAAAUACGAGCAGACCAUGUACUAGCAGGGGCCCCGAAAACCUUGAAAAUCAUCAAUCAGGUUAAUAUUUGAAUGAAUGGACUCAAGAAACACAAUUGGCAAGGAAGUUUUGGCGCAUAUUAGAGAGCGUCUAAAGCUUCAAACAUGCGCGUCUGCUGCUUGCUAAUACAAUAUAUAUCACAAAUAACAUGUAACGACCACGUCCCUGUAAAUAUAAAUCUACACCCCUUUUAUGUUUUUGAUCUUACUAUUUAUCUUUCACGCCAUCAUCGUCCUUUUCCUGACUUGUGGUUCUGUUAGAUUGUGAUAGAAAGAAAGUAGAGUUACAGAUGGUCAUGGGGAAACUGUUGCUUUUACACGAAACUAUUGUGUUGCAUUUGGUCGGGGUCAGGUCCGGGAUGAUGAUGCUGAUAGAUCCAACUUGAUGUGGUCAAUUAUCGUUGUCGUCAUCAUCAUUGGGAGGCAUCAAAGUAUUCCAAACUCCAACUUCAGAGCCAUUUCCAUGUUUUUUUCCUGGACCAUGGUUUCUACUGCAUGAUAUAUUAUAUAUUCUUCACUUCACAAAGUUGUUGCUCAAGAUUCUUUUUCCUACAUCAUAAUAAAACUUGUUUCAUACCCAUCUCAACUUGCACUCGGAAUAUAAAUUCUCAAUCAUCCAUGGAGAGAUCUCCAUAGAUAUUUUGUUUUGUUUCUACUUCUGUGGUUUCCACUGAACUUUCAAAGUUAUAUGAAAGUGGAAGAUCAGCAAAUUCACUGUGAAGAUGAGAGAAGAUUCAUUUUUCUUUGGGAGAUGAGAAUGUGAACUAGGGGCAUUUUUGGUAUAGUAAUAUUUUUUUUCAUUUUUUUCUUUUCUUUAUAGGGUGGUGGGGGGAAUAGUUUUUAGUAUGGAACCAUUGAAGGUGACAUCCCUCUUAUUCAAUAUAAAAUGCAUAACUUUUCUAUUAUUCUAA
Messenger RNA from Cucumis melo (muskmelon), 2875 nucleotides. RefSeq names its product transcription factor PIF1. Gene Ontology annotation, molecular function: protein dimerization activity; DNA-binding transcription factor activity. Bases 392 to 1990 code for a protein of 532 amino acids. The transcript has 9 exons. The record is from RefSeq and is a predicted model, not a curated record. Lineage: Eukaryota; Viridiplantae; Streptophyta; Magnoliopsida; Cucurbitales; Cucurbitaceae. Gene Ontology annotation, biological process: regulation of DNA-templated transcription.